Messenger RNA from Galeopterus variegatus (Sunda flying lemur), 581 nucleotides. It is a transcript of the gene TAC3, whose product is annotated as tachykinin 3. Gene Ontology annotation, biological process: positive regulation of blood pressure; tachykinin receptor signaling pathway. NCBI's taxonomy places the organism in Eukaryota, Metazoa, Chordata, Mammalia, Dermoptera, Cynocephalidae. The coding region runs from base 87 to 467 and encodes 126 amino acids. The transcript is spliced from 7 exons. The record is from RefSeq and is a predicted model, not a curated record.
UGUGUAGGAGCUGGCAGUGCUCCCUGCCAGUUCUCCGAUCCUGUCAGACCAUCCAGCGCCAGGCUCAGAGCUGCUCCACAGGCACCAUGAGAAGCACCCUACUGUUCAUAGCCAUCCUGGCCCUCAGCCUGCCUCAGAGCUUUGGGGCUGUCUGUGGGGAGUCACAGGAGCAGAUGGCACCUGGAGGGGACCACAGCAAGAAGUACUCGGACGUCUACCAGCUGCCCCCGUCGUUGCUUCAGAGACUCUAUGACAGCCGCUCGUUCUCUCUGGAAGAAUUACUCAAAGUGCUGAGCAAGGCUAGCAUGGAUCCUAAGGAAUUGUCACCUCCCCAGAAACGUGACAUGCAUGACUUCUUUGUGGGACUCAUGGGCAAGAGGAACAUCCAGCCAGACACUCCUACUGAUGUGAAUCAAAAGAAUGUCCCCAGUUUUGGAACCCUCAAGUAUCCCUCCAGUGCAGAAUGAGCACUUCUCUUCUGGACCGCUGGGCCGCAUCAUGAAGACACUGUUCCCCUGUCCCAAUUCCCAGGUGCAUACUCUCCUAUUUCCCUUUCUCUUCCCCAACUUCGUAACAUUCUU